GUUAGUUACGUUUUAAAAUUUAUUAUUUUAUUAUUUUCUAUUCCAGAUGGAGAUUGCGUAUCCCUAGCAAUCAGACGUCGGUGUAGGAACGAACUGGGGCCAAAAUCUGCUCACACAGAUUUGGUUCGCCGAUGUGAGAUCAGUUUUAUACCAACCGUUGAGCGAACGGUGUUCCACGAGAGACGUUCCCAUGCCAACAGCAAGGAAGCACAACUGUACUGUUAUACAGACAUUCCAGGGUUUUCUGCUUCCUGUCCACGUUUCCUCCCUGACAAGGAGACGUCCGGGUUAACGUGCGACCCUUUGAAAAUCAAUACAAAGCGAUGUGACCUGACUACAAGUUUGGGUCAAAAACGGCGUCACCUUACUACAUCGCGUUGCCGACCCAUGGAGAUUUGUGACUGGGCGGUACUGCUCUCUGGCGGAUGGAACCGGUUUGCUUUGAAGAUGGAACACAAGACCAACCUCCGAAGUAUCUACAAUAUGUUGCGUCGCAACGGUUUCCAUUCCAGGAAUAUCGAGGUGUUUUAUGCCAAUGGCUCCCCGGAUCUCAUACCCGAGAAGACGGAAAAGGGUCACAUUGUUUAUCCCUCCGUUAUGAAACUUGCGCUGCGGAACUACAUCCGAAACCUGUGUUCAACAGCGAAAUGUGUGGACAGUCUGGUGUUCUACAUGAAUAGUCCAACCAAAGCUGAUGGAACCGCUCUCCUCUGGGAUAUCAACGGAAAUGGAAUGGCCGAAGAAAACGAACGCUACAAACUGGGGGAACUAAAGAAGGAUUUGAAACACUGCUCUGCUGAAUCAGUAUUUCUGAUAGUUGACCAGAGCCAUGCUGGACAUAUAGCCGAUGCUUUCCGAGACUCCGGGGAUCAUCCCAAUGUCCAGGUACUGGCCAGUUCCCAAGCUACCGAAUAUUCGUUCGGAAGAAAUUUCACAGACUUUAUUGCAUCCUAUAAUCAUACUCACACAUGUCUACCACAGGUCCUUGAGGAAAGUAAGAAAGUCAUUAUAGGAUCGACACCGGAAUUCACGGAGGGAAAACAAAGUGAAACUGAAGAACAGAGAAUCCCCAAAAACAUCUUCGGAGCACCUUGUAAUCUGGCAUUACCGUUUCGAUCGUGGGAACUAGAUUCUUACCGUGGAUGCCGAAAUGUUCCGACGUCAGUUUGGUUGAAAAUUCUACGAGAAUCAUCACAAUUCUUAGACAACUGAUUCCACGUUAAUAUAAACAGAUACACACAUACACAUACACACACAUACAUAUAUAUACACACACAUACAUAUAUACACACACACAACUAUGGUGUAGUUCACAGGUGAUCUAAACGACUAGGUACAGUGGGUAAGUGCUCUAGCGGAUUACUAGGGCUCCAAGCUCAUAGUCGAGAUGGGAGUUAUGAAACCAGUGUAGAUUUCCGAUAUAGCGGAUAUGUAUUUGUUAAAGAGUACAACAAACUCUUAGGCAAGAGAAUCAUCUCAAAUCAUAACGUUAUUAUUAUUUAAAAAUUUUAAAGUCUUACAGCUGUUUCUGGUAUUCUCAAAAUAACCAUGGGCUCAUCCGACUCUGCUCAGGUCACGGACCUAGUCGGACUGUACCUCCUUCAAGAGCUCCACACACACUUCUCCAACAUCAAAAGUGGUUCAUAUAGAGAUGAUGCAUUGUUUAUUACAACAGGCCUAACAAAAUCUGCAUUAGAAAAAAACUAGAAAACUCUUAAAUUUUUUGCCAACUUUAACCUAUUUAUGUUUUUUGAAAACUCUUACAAAACAGCAAACUUUCUAGACGUUACCUUGGAUUUAAUCUCUUCACUUUACUUUUCACAUCAUAAACCCAAUCAACACCUUAAGUACAUCAACACAGAAUCUAACCACCAUAAAUGUACAUUCGAGAGAAUAAUCAAAAGCAUAUCCAUCUACUACGACUACUACUACAUCAACAAUUACUGUUACUACCAUUACUACAACUACUACUACUGCUGCUAACACUACUACUAGCACCCCUCAGCACCACCACUUUUACUAUUACUUCCACAACUUUUGUGCCUACUACUACUACUACUAUUACAACCAAUAAUACUACUAUUAGACCUCUUUGUGUGUGUUGGGUGGGUGACAUAUAGGCCCAUAUCACUACCUGUAUAGGUAUAUGAAGUUGUGCAAAGUAUACUGGGCUGUGUAACGGAGUUUUAUCGAUGCACACUCACACACUCAUAAAUCCUCACACACACACAUUCACGCACACACUCACGCCCUAACACACACACACACACCCUCACACAAACUUGUUUACAAACGCACACAGACACACAUGUAUAAAUAUAC
Octopus sinensis (East Asian common octopus) is the source of this 2322-nucleotide messenger RNA. RefSeq lists its product as uncharacterized. Lineage: Eukaryota; Metazoa; Mollusca; Cephalopoda; Octopoda; Octopodidae. The annotation marks the transcript as partial. The transcript has 4 exons. The record is from RefSeq and is a predicted model, not a curated record.